This is a messenger RNA of Adineta steineri, 2001 nucleotides long. The record is from the annotation of a GenBank genome assembly. Lineage: Eukaryota; Metazoa; Rotifera; Eurotatoria; Adinetida; Adinetidae.
AUGUUCGAUAGUAGUGAACCAGAAAGAGCUCGUCUACCUCAAGAAUGGACGGAUCGACUGGAUGAUUUUCAAAAAAUAAUGUUUCUCAAAUGUCUUCGUCCAGAUAAAGUCACAAAUGCUAUGCAAGAUUUUGUAGCCAAUAAUCUUGGUCAAAAAUUUAUUGAGCCUCAAACAGCUGAUUUACAUCUUGUCUUUCGUGAUUCAUCAGCAAUAACACCGUUAAUUUUCGUUUUAUCCGUUGGUACUGAUCCAGCUGCUGAUCUCUAUAAAUUUGCUGAAGAAAUGAAAUUUUCUAAACGUCUCAAUACAAUAUCACUCGGUCAAGGACAAGGCCCAAGAGCUGAAGCAAUGAUGCGAGCAGCAAUGGAAAAAGGACAAUGGGUAUUUUUUCAAAACUGUCAUUUGUCACCAUCAUGGAUGCCAACAUUAGAAAGAUUAGUUGAACAAGUCGAUCCAGAUCAUGUGCACAAAGAUUUCCGAUUAUGGUUAACAAGUAUGCCUAGUCCUCAAUUUCCGGUAAUGAUCUUACAGAAUGGUAGCAAAAUGACAGUAGAACCACCACGUGGUAUCAAGGCUAAUUUAUUACGUUCUUAUAUAACAUUGAACGAUGAUUUUCUCUCAUCAUGCACUGGAAAAACGGAUGAAUUCAAACAUCUUCUUUUCUCACUUUGUCUAUUUCAUGCUGUGUUACUCGAACGUCGAAAAUUUGGCCCACUUGGUUUCAAUAUACCAUAUGAAUUUACUGAUGGUGAUUUACGUAUAUGUAUGAGUCAAUUGAGAAUGUUUUUAAUGGAAUAUACUGAAAUAGCUUAUAAAGUUUUGAAAUAUACUGCUGGUGAAAUAAAUUAUGGUGGUCGUGUGACAGAUGAUUGGGAUCGACGAUGCGUUAUGAAUAUACUUGAUGAUUUUUAUGCAGCUAAAGUUCUUGAUUCAAAUUUUUGUUAUGAUCAAUCACAAAUCUAUCAUCAAUUACCACCAACAUCUGAACAUCAAGCAUAUCUCGCAUAUGUUCGUGGUUUACCAAUCAAUGAUACACCAGAAAUAUUUGGUUUACACGAUAAUGCUAAUAUUACAUUUGCACAAAAUGAAACAUAUCGUACAAUGAAAGAUUUACUUGAUUUACAACCAAAAACAGCUACAGCUGGUGAAAAUCGAGAUCUUGCUAUUGAAAAAUUAGCAAAUGAUGUAUUAUCACGUGUACCAAAACCUAUACCAUUAGCUCUUGUUAUGGAAAAAUAUCCGGUUAUGUAUGAACAGUCAAUGAAUACUGUCUUAACACAAGAAAUUAUUCGAUAUAAUAAAUUAUUAAAUGUAAUUCAUACAUCAUUACAAGAAUUAUUAAAAGCAAUGAAAGGUUUAGUUGUACUUUCUCAAGCUUUAGAAGAAAUGUCAAAAAGUCUAUUUAAUAAUGCUGUACCAAUCAUGUGGAGUAAAGCUGCUUAUCCAAGUUUGAAACCACUUGCAUCAUGGGUUGCUGAUUUAAUUCAACGUGUUGAAUUUGUUCAAGGAUGGGUUGAUAAUGGUAUUCCAAAUAUAUUCUGGAUAAGUGGUUUCUUUUUUCCACAAGCUUUUCUCACUGGUACUCUACAAAAUUUUGCACGAAAACAUGUUAUCUCAAUUGAUUCAGUUAGUUUUGGUUUUCAAGUUUUGAAACAAUCAAUGAAAGAAUUAACUGCAGCACCAGCAGAUGGUUGUUAUAUUCGAGGUUUAUUUGUUGAAGGUGCUCGUUGGGAUAAUGCAACACAUGUACUUGGUGAAUCUCGAGCAAAAGAAUUAUUUACAGAUAUGCCUGUUAUAUGGUUACAACCAGAACAAAAUCGACAAGUUCCAACAUCUGGAAUAUAUAUGUGUCCUGUAUAUAAAACGUUAACACGUGCUGGUACAUUAUCAACAACAGGACAUUCAACAAAUUUCGUUUUUACAAUUGAAAUUCCAUCAUCAAAAACACAACAAUACUGGAUUAAACGUGGUGUUGCACUUAUAUGUGCUUUGAAUUAUUAA